AUGUUUGCUGCAGACCUCUCCUGGACCGACCCCAGCCAUGAAAAAGUUGGUGAGCGUCGGGAGCGAAAGCAGCGAAAACGGGAGGGGAGCAUCAGUGAUUCGCAGUCUUCAGGAGAUGUUUCUCGCUCCCAGAGCCGAAGUCAUGGUCGAAGGCCCAGCCUCCGAGACGCCUGGGGUUUCUCAAGUUCAAGAUCAGGGCGGUCGUCAGACAAGUCCUCGGUCAAGGGCAGCGGCGAUGAUCAACUUCGAAGAUACCCUUCGGUGUCAACAACACCGACCCUUGCCACAGAGGUUCCAAGGUCGAUCUUCAACAAACCCUUUAUAGAUCUGAAAGACCCGGCCCUGCAUCCUAAUACGACGUACGGCGCGAAGCUAUUGCCGACGCUACCCUCCGGGGGCACAAUCGAUCCUCCUAGGUAUGAUACGAUUGGAUUCGGUCGUCCCAUACACUCUCGGCAGAACAGCAACAGUACGUCCAAGGCAGAUAUCGUGUCAACUGUAGAAACUAAGAUACAACCCCUCAAAGCUACCAACCCGGACUAUCAUCUCAUUGCUCCUUGGGGUUUUCAGAGCAAUUCAGAGCCGGAAGCCCUUUGCGACUCUUACGAUCGUGUCAAAGACGCGGUAUACGCAUUGCAGGCCCGCAAGACAGAGUCGUUCGCGCAUGGUUAUAUCACCAAGCAAACCACCGUUUCUAUCCUGGAGGAAGAAGAGGGGGAGGACGGAGCAUCGGAAAUCCUCAACCUUGCUGGGGAAACAUCCCGACUUGCAAUUCAACCUCAAAUUCACAAGCCGCUUCCGCUUCGUCCUGAAAGAUUGAGGGCGCGAAAAAUGGGGACUUAUCACGCCGAAAUACAUGCUACGAAUCCGCUGCCAGUGGACGACGAGGAUGGGCGGACUUACCUUGAUGAUGACAGCCAUCGUACGUCGACCACUUCAUCUCGCCCAGAAUUCAGCAUCGGAAGCAACCCGGAUGCAGAGCAAUGGCCCGAAGUUCAUCCCUGGACAACGGAAGAUACUCUCCAUGGGACAAGCGAGAGCAGUGUUGAAUCGUGCGCGUCUCCGAAUCCUCACGAGACUCUACCCUCCGCUACUGAGUUGGAGGAUGAAGAUACAACCCCGAAUAACCACUCGACUAGCGACCUGUUCGAUCCGGCUUCCAAGCGAAACUCCAUGAUCCCCAUGUCACCGACCGCAUUCCAGCGCUUCGUGCAGAAAAUCGAGUCUGCAGGUGCGGCCAUGAUCCUCGAGCGACUGAGGGAGGAGGGGCUUGACCCCGCCGAUCAGCUAGAGAAGCAUCUCUGGGCCCUGACGGCGCUACAACUGAGGAGCAUCGGGCGGUUCGAACACCUCCACAAGGCGAAAGGACAGGGCCAUUCCAUGGCGGCGAUGCCGCGCAUCUCACGCCGGAGGGCGACGAUUCUAGAAAUCGAUGGAAAUCUCGCCGAAACCUACCAACUCUCCGCCAUCCAUCCUCUGUCCACUAUCCAUCAUCUGCACCUUACCACUUCCCCACUUCACCGAUAUACACUCUCCACCGGAUCGCCUUCUCGCCUCUCGUCGGCAUCGAUUUCUCCUCCGCUCAUCUCUCCACUUCCGCUCCCUCCCCAGGUCACCCCGCUCACCACCUCCACCCUCCUCCCGCUGCCCUUUCCGCCAAGCACUAUCCACCACAUCCGCUCCUCCGCCCUUCCUGCUCUCCUCCCAUCUUCCCAACUCCCCUCCCUUCUCGCUGAUAUCCACCGCGUCCUCCUCCCCAAUGGCUCCCUCGAACUCCGCAUCGUUGAUCCGAUGCCCGUCCGCGGGACCGCCGGACCCAAACUCCGCUCCUGGCUGGAAGAGCGCCUUGCCAUGGGUCUCGAGAGCAACUUCCGCUGCCAACGGCCCGCGCAGUUAGUUCCCGGAUGGGUAACGCAGGCAGGUCUCCGCCUCAUCACCGCGCGUGACCUCGAAAAGGAAUCAGACCAGGACAGUUUCUAUUUUGAGGGCUCAUCCCCCGAAGCAAGCCUCAACAACUUCCCUUCAGCCGUCCUUGGAAUGGUCCCCAGUGGCCGGUCAACACGACGCGGGAAACGCGAGCGAGACGAAACCAUCGAGCGGGAAACCGGGAUGAUCUGCCUCCUUCGCAUCCCCGCCGUCGUUGGCCCGAAUCUCAGCGCGCAGAUGUCGAUGGGGCUCUCCAUUGGCGCCGAAACCGGCUUUGGGAAACGCGAUUCAUGGAGGUUCUCGUCAAAUGUGGCUAGUGGUGGACAUCCAGGAGCGCGGACUGAGUUGGAGGAUGUGCGAGAAGAACCACUCCCGGAAGAUGCUGAGCUUACAGAUAGAGAGGACGCGUCACCGCCUCUGGUGCCUCGGACGGAUGCGAAGCGGGAUGAACGUCAGCUGCGGGAGGAGAUCGAGGUCGUCGAGACGGAGGUGGCGGUCCUUGUGCUCCGGGAGUUGUGGCGGAAUUCCUGGGGCGGCUUUGUCGAGGCGCCGUCGGAGCUACGGCUAAUGCGGGCUAGGAGUGGUGGCCUCGGUGGCGAGGAAAGCAGUAGUGAGGAUGGGAUGGAUAUGCAAUGGUGGUGGGAGGAUGAAGACAUUGUGGUGGAGUGUAGGGAUUGGGAGACGGUGUGGGAGGUCGGGACGGUGUGGGCGGUGAAAGACUAG
Eremomyces bilateralis CBS 781.70 is the source of this 2649-nucleotide messenger RNA. RefSeq lists its product as uncharacterized. The transcript is spliced from 2 exons. The record is from RefSeq and is a predicted model, not a curated record. The coding region runs from base 1 to 2649 and encodes 882 amino acids. NCBI's taxonomy places the organism in Eukaryota, Fungi, Ascomycota, Dothideomycetes, Eremomycetales, Eremomycetaceae.